AAUUGAAAAUGAAAAAUCCACUGUAUUUCCUUUUCUGGCUAAUUGUCUUGCUCUGGCUGUCGUUCUUUGUGGCCUUUUUCGGGGCCUUCUUCUAUAUCUGGACUUAUAUGUUCUCUCAAUGCGGUGACUGCUGCGAAGGUAUUGCUACAUUUUUCCUGAAGUGCGUUCAGUUUCCCGGAUACUGUGCUGCAGGUAUGAUGCAGUGCAAGAAACCGUGCUAGAAACCGACGAAGAUGCCAAGGGAUGGCCCCCGCAGCACGGCUUGGGCCGCUUGUUGGGCAGAUAACAAGUUAUUAAUUGAUACAUUAUUACAAGUUUUGAAUAAUAAACCUCAAAAUCUUUCGUCACUAA
Molecule: messenger RNA, 351 nt
Organism: Drosophila persimilis
Lineage: Eukaryota; Metazoa; Arthropoda; Insecta; Diptera; Drosophilidae
Exons: 2
Coding region: 9-221 (70 amino acids)
Source: RefSeq, a predicted model, not a curated record